Vicia villosa (hairy vetch) is the source of this 582-nucleotide messenger RNA. RefSeq lists its product as uncharacterized. The record is from RefSeq and is a predicted model, not a curated record. Lineage: Eukaryota; Viridiplantae; Streptophyta; Magnoliopsida; Fabales; Fabaceae. The transcript has a single exon. Bases 1 to 582 code for a protein of 193 amino acids.
AUGAAGACCAAGAACAAAAUCAAGAAGAGAGGAUCAAUCACGGAAGCUUUUUAUGGGUUCAUAAGCAAAACUAUGUGGGAUCUUAAACUUCCUCCCAAGAUUAAGGUCUUUACUUGGCGGCUUUUUAUUGACCGGCUUCCUACUAGAGAUAAUUUGUUGAAAAGAGGUGUGACUAGUGUUGUGUGUCCGAAUUGUGUGAUGUGCGGCUCCUCUCUUGAAUCUUCUUCCCAUUUAUUCUUUUUUUGUCAAGAGGUGAAAGCGGUUUGGAACUAUAUAUUCUCGUGGCUUGAUAUAGCGGAGGAGAUUACUGUGGAUGAUUUUCUUAGGUUCGAAGUCAUCCAAGAAAAGGCGUUAGGUGGCAAGCGUAGAAUUGCGAUCAAUUUUGUUUGGAUAGCUACUCUUUGGUGUAUUUGGCUUAUGAGAAAUGCCAUGAUUUUUAGGGGGGAGAUUUUUAGUUUUGAGGUGGUGUGUACUAACAUUGUGUUUCUUUCUUGGAGAUGGUUAGGUUGUGGAUAUACGAAGUUUAAACCAAACUACUACGAAUGGUUUAAACUUCCUUUAUUCGAAUAUCGUAUACCAUAG